AUGGAGAAGCAAGGAUGCUUAUUGAAAUACUUCCAAAAUCAAGCAUUAGAAAAUCCCUCAUUUUUCUAUGAUGUGCAAUUGGAUAGUGAUGAACAAAUAACCAAUAUAUUUUGGGCCGAUGUUGGGAUGAUAGUUGAUUAUGGUUUAUUUGGUGAUGUUGUGAGUUUUGACACUACAUAUAAAACCAGUGAAGCCAAUCGUCCAUUUGGAGUAUUUGUGGGAUUUAAUCAUCAUCGUGAGACUGUAAUCUUUGGGGCAGCAUUGAUGUAUGAUGAGACUUCUGAUUCCUUUACAUGGUUAUUUGAGACAUUUUUGGAGGCAAUGUCCAACAAGGCUCCAAAGUCUAUCUUUACUGAUCAGGAUGCUGCAAUGGCUAAAGCUUGUGCAAAUGUGAUGCCUAACACAUAUCACAUGCUUUGCACAUGGCAUAUAAUGAACAAUGCCAUUAAAAAUGCAAGCAGUAUAUUUAAGGGUGAUGAUCAGGUCAUUGCCUUUUUAUCAACAUGUAUGAAGAACUAUGAAGAAGAGGAUGAGUUCCUGCAUGCAUGGGAAGAAAUGCUCAACACAUAUAAUGCACAUGGAAAUCCUUGGUUGAGUAGUAUAUUUCGGUUAAAGGAGAAAUGGGCAAAACCAUAUGUCAAUUGGGCAUGGUCUGCUGGAAUGCAUAACACACAACUAAGUGAGAGUUUCAAUGCUAGCCUAAAAUCAUAUGUGAAGUCAGACUAUGAUGUGGUUGAGUUUUUCAAGCACUUCGAUAGAUUGCUCAACGAUAAGUGGUAUAAAGAGUUAGAGGCAGAGUAUGCUUUGUGCUACAAGUUACCUAGUGUUGCCAUAUUUACAUCAAUGGUGAUCAAGGCUGGAAAUACUUACACUAAAGCUAUAUUUGAUGAAUUCCAAAUUCAGUAUGAGAAGUCUCUUGAUUACAAUUUAGUUGGAUGUAUUCAAGAUGGUGAUGACAUUGUGUUUAAAGUUGCCUUUAAUGGUCAUCCAAAGGAGAGAUGUGUUAGGGUGAAGAAAGACAAUACAAUAUCAUGUAGUUGCAGGUUGUUUGAGAUUGAAGGUAUUUUGUGCCGGCAUGAAAUAAAAAAUCCUUACUAA
Molecule: messenger RNA, 1098 nt
Organism: Fragaria vesca subsp. vesca
Lineage: Eukaryota; Viridiplantae; Streptophyta; Magnoliopsida; Rosales; Rosaceae
Product: protein FAR1-RELATED SEQUENCE 5-like
Exons: 1
Coding region: 1-1098 (365 amino acids)
Biological process (GO): regulation of DNA-templated transcription
Molecular function (GO): zinc ion binding
Source: RefSeq, a predicted model, not a curated record